This is a messenger RNA of Mauremys mutica (yellowpond turtle), 2063 nucleotides long. RefSeq names its product ring finger protein 24 (gene RNF24). The transcript has 6 exons. The record is from RefSeq and is a predicted model, not a curated record. Gene Ontology annotation, cellular component: endomembrane system. Lineage: Eukaryota; Metazoa; Chordata; Testudines; Geoemydidae. Gene Ontology annotation, molecular function: zinc ion binding; ubiquitin protein ligase activity. Bases 117 to 563 code for a protein of 148 amino acids.
UGGCAUAGCAGAUGUGUGUGUCACUUAUAACUCCUGCGCUUCGUCAGGGUUGUCUGAGCUGUAUUAAAACACCACAGCUACCACCCCAGCAGUGCCAGUGAGACUUGGGCCCAUCCAUGAGCUCAGAUUUCCAGCAUUACAGUUUCAGGAUGCCGAACAUUGGGUUUCAGAACCUGCCUCUCAAUAUAUACAUUGUGGUUUUCGGCACUGCCAUAUUCGUCUUCAUCCUUAGUUUACUCUUCUGUUGCUACUUGAUCAGGCUCAGACAUCAGGCACACAAAGAGCUUUAUGCCUACAAACAGGUUAUUCUAAAGGAAAAAGUAAAAGAGCUUAAUCUGCAUGAGAUCUGUGCCGUUUGUUUGGAGGAAUUCAAGCCCAAAGACGAGUUGGGAAUCUGUCCAUGUAAACAUGCCUUCCACAGAAAGUGCCUCAUUAAGUGGUUGGAGGUGCGAAAAGUGUGUCCGCUCUGCAACAUGCCUGUCCUACAGCUGGCACAACUCCAUAAUAAGCAGGACCAUGGGCCUCCCCAGGGACCCCUGCCUGGGGCAGAGAACAUUGUAUAGCUUCUCCCAAGCAAAGGACACUUCCAUCACAAAAACUAUCGCAAGGAUGAAAACAGUGGGCUUAUGCAGAGAAUCGCAGAUCUCUGAAUCUGUUGCUUACAACCUUGGUGCGUCUACCAGGAUUCCCUUUGUCUCAUGAAGAGCUCUCACAAUGCACUUUAGGGGACGGGGCCAGAUGCUUGGACUUCAGAACAACCAAAGCAAUAUGCCACCAGCGCAACAAGAAGACAAACAGCAACAACAAGCCUAGUGUUUGGGUUUUUGAGAGCACUUUAUGAUGGACCAUGUCGCCGAUAUUACAUGUGUAGGCCCGGUACCUGUUUCUGGCUAGUUGACUAUAUGGUGUGCUGAGCAGGAGGGAUAAUGUUACAAGUAUAAUAAGAGAACUCACAAAGCAAAGUCUUUCAAGACACUGGCCCCGGGUACCUUGAAUGGCAGAUCCUAUGCAGCCAGUGGACAUCUUCCCAUCUUAAAAAAACAAAACCAACCUUCACACCCCCUUUAAAAACUGUCUCCCAGCCAGCGGUUACUUCACGCUGAAUUGCUAGUGGCUGGAGAAAUGAGCAAGGGUUUUACAUUGUUCUUUUGCGGAGAUUUUCCCGAAGUUGUGGGAUUACUCCGAAGUUUACAUUUUGACAAUGUCCUAUUAGCAUGGACAGCACUAGACCAGUCUGCCAACAGCCUCUAAGACAGUGCAAGCGCAUCAGCGCUCUGGGCUGACGUAGUUCCAGGGAAGGUUUGCUGGUAUUGGGCUGGAUCUGUCCAGUAAGGGAACUGGAUCACUCUAAUGUGCAUGUAUGGCCUGAUUGUUUCGGAGGUGCUGAGCACCCACAGCUCCCCAGUCUUCAUCUCUGAAAAUCAACCCUUACGUGACCCCAGAGGAGCAGUGAGGUUGGAUCUGCUCUUGAGAACAUCUGUUGCCCCCUGAGUGUUCUGGGAAGUGAUGGGAUGAUUUCCUACCAAGUGCUGUCAUUAAGCCGGUGUCGGAUACAGGCACUUACUGCAAACCACACAGCAGCCAUACAUGUGUCCAUAUUUUCCUCUGCACUAGGAAAGCCCCUUUAAAAAGUCUAAGUCCGAGGCCCAGCGCUUUGCACACUUCCCUUCUCGUGUAGUGGGUGAAGCUUGGUUGCAGUACACAGCCUCACUCUCCUGUCUGCACAAUCACAAUCUCAAAGGGCUGACUUAACCUGGGCGCAGACAGGCCCAAGUCCUCUAAAUUCAGCAGAGCUGCUGCCUCUUAGUUCAGAGCCAAUGAUAAACCUUGACUAUCUUGUUUCUUUCUCUCGGCUCGGAAUUAGCGAGAGGUACCAUAGAUCUAUCCAUGUCAUUCUGCUGAAAUCGAUGUGUAUCGGGCUAAGCGGUGGGGCACAGGUCUGUUUGUGUGGGUGCGUCUCUGGGGGUUGAGGAGUACUCCUGGUGUUUGGCUGAAGUAUAUUUAAGCCGGGUAGGUUUCUGAUUUCUAACUCCACUUUCUGAGUGAGUCAAAAGUACUGACAC